AUGUUAAGCUAGCGUCAAAUCCAUACGUAUGGACAAAGUUUAAACUCUCUAUGGUAGUCUCUCAUACCAUACUGCCGCACAACUAGAUAUGGCUGAUGGAAAUCCAACCGUACGUGGAAAGCAUGAAGUUGAUCCAGAUAUAUACCGUACGUAUCUUUGGCAUCAUGUUCCUAAACGAACGAUCAAUUGCUUGGGAGCCAACACCGCCUUCAUAGUACCGUACGGGACAUAUUGAGCUUCCAUAGGUUUCCAAAGGAGUAUCUACGGCUGGGUGUUCCCACGUCAACGACUCUUGUCAUUAAUAAAGUCAUUUAUGCGACCAAGGACUGUCAGUACGGCCAGUACGGUACGCUCUUAUACAGCAGAGAGUCAAAACUGUCUAUGUUAGUGCCUGAAAACUUUGGAACGGUUAAUCUAUUCUACUGCAACCUCUACAUCAAAUUUCAUAUAACAAACCUUUGGCCUCGUCCUUGAUCCUCCUCUGCACUUCUUCAACACACCAUUUCAAGAAGUAAAAUAGUUACAGCACAAUUACAACUUCCACUUUCAUUUAGUCUACAUUUUUCAAGACAGUAAAUAGCUGUUAUUGAUCAUCUAUCUGUGGCAUGCGAAUACUUGUCUCGUUCUCAUAUCAACAUCCCUUAGGUGUCGAUAUCUUAUUCUAUCUACAUACCUUUACACACAACUCCCAUACCCAUAAUUUCCCACUUGGUGCAUUGUGAGUAUCAUAACAAUGGGCAUUUCAGAAAUUUACCGUUCCAUUGCACGACUUUUCUCUGUCAAGGGCAUCAAUAUCGCAAAUCAAGAAAGCUUCAAGAGUCCUGAGAAGCUUACAAACCGCCAAGAGCCUACAAAUAACAGCAAGACCACUUUGAACAAGGUUAAGAGCUUUGUUGGCUUCUUGGAUAGCAGCAGAUCCAGAAGAUACUGCACAGGUAAUGAAGCAAUGCCACUUAUCCCUUCAGACUAUAAAGUUUAUUAAAACGGCUAAACACUAACAUUGAAUUACCAGGAUCGAAAACACUCGUUGACUCAUCAAGUCCUCCGUCGGCAGGAGAUAUCACAGUCGAAACUUUUUUGCAGGUACACGACCAAGCUAGCUUGAACGAUGCGGUUAGCAGUAACGGCUUUGAUGAUUUUACUGGUCCAUCAUUUGCUGAUACCGUGUUGCCAAUUUUGAUGGCAAUCACUACGGGUAUGUUGCUCUCCUUGUGCGUUCUAUUCAAGACAAUAAGUACUAAUAAUAUAUUGUCAGGCUCAAAUGAAACAACUGUCCACGAUUUUGCUCCUGCGUCACCAUUAGCUAUUUCUUCGGUCGAACCAAUCGUCGAGAACAAUUUGGAAAAUAGUGGUGACCAAUUGAAUGAAGUAGCACAAGUCGCGGAGCACGCUGCUUCCAUUCAUAGCAACAACCACAUUUAUUUUGGUGGUGAUACUAUUGCCCGACCCCCAGUACCAAGCACUCCUUCAAUCAAGGUCAUCUUCGAUGACAGCUUUGACAAUGGUAGUGAGCAUGCUUCCUCCGUUCAUGAAAAUGAAGCUGUUGAUAUCGAAGGUGAGUCAUUGGCAUUAUUGGCCUCUUUUCAGAAAUUCAGUGCUGAAGUUGAAUCAUCACAAGCAGAUCACACAAUCUAUUAUGCUUCCGUCACCCAAUGGACAGAGCGUGUUAUUGUUGAAACUCUCGUCAGCAGCGAGCUGGUAGUCGGUGUAACUGAACCAAUCGUAAGCAACGUUCUUCUUCCAGUGUCUACCUCUGAAUCUUCCGCCAAAACAUCUGGAGAGGUUGAUAUUAGCAACGAACUGUCUGAAACAAACGAGGGCAGUUGUGUUGAUCCAGUUGUACAAGAUGAGCCUAGUUCUUUGAGUCUGGAAAACAUCACAGACGUCGGCGGACAAUCUCAUCCUUUCCCGGAACAUAUUGAUGGUUAUUAUUUCGAUGACACUACCGGUCCAUCCGCUGCAGUUACUACAGUACCUUUCGUGCCACGCAGCAACCCAGGUAUUAUCAUCAAGGCACCCUUGGUCCAACCAUCGAUUGAGAAUGAGGAUCCGGAAUCUUUCUACCGCCAGGUCUAUGCCCGAUGCGACUCGGCAACUGGUAGACUUGAUUCCCCAGACUCAUAUUAUCCUGUUAGGCGACAAGCCAGUCUCUCUCAAUAUGAUGCAGAUGUUGAGCCAAUGCUGAAUCACUCGGAGAACUUACUAGAAAUUAAUGACUCUGACGAUAGACAUUAUGUUCUUCCUCAUCCCGACGAUGUUGAGCUCGAUGAAGAGCCAAUUGCCUUUCCAGAGGUAACUAUUCCGGUAGCUGAUGUCAAAUUGGCAAUCCUGGAACAAGGGGUAGCACAUUCUGAACCCGCACCCGAAAUUAUUCAUACCGAUCAUAACCUAGCACCGGAAGACGUUGUCACCGAACUAGGCCCGGAAACUCAAUCAUACCUUAUGGAACGAGCGCUCUUCAUAUCUGAGCUCGAGGGACAGGGAAUUUUUAUAUCAGACCUUAUGGAACAAACACUCUUCAUCUCUGAGCUCGAAGAACAGGGAAUUUUUAUACCAGAGCUUUCAGAACAAGGAAUUGUUCCUGCUGAGCUGAAUACCCCCAAGCCGGUUGAGCAACGACCUGAACAAGUUCAAGGAUCGGAGGAAAUUGUGAAAGAAAUUAUUCGCACUCAGAUGAUCCCACAUUAUCACCAAUUCAGAACACCCUUUCUUCCUCCCGGUCUCGUCAUUCCUUGGGGCCCAAAUAACAUUAUUCCAAUUCAAUUAAUUGAGUUCAAAGCCACUGACCCUUGGCUGCCAAAUCCAUUUAAUGAUCCACUCGGAUACAGUCGGUUGAAUGAAGUUCAAAAGCGUUGGUGUCAGUUGGAACUAUAUUACAAGCAAACCAUAUUUUGGAUAUGCAAAAACUCUACUGCAGCAAAUCACCUUGAAAACAAUCCACGAAAUAUUUUCUACUGCUUUAACAAUAUCUGUGGUUAUUUUGGAUGCCAGGCAAAGGACUGCAGACAUCCUCAAGUAUGCUGGGUGAGUCUCUAUCGGUCCUACGAAAAGUGGAAACAACAUCGGACAAAUCAAUUGGAGCUUUUUCGGAAGAACGUUAAUCAACAAGCUGCUUUUCAACAACAAUAUGGGAGACCCCUGGCCAAUAUACAAGCUUCUCAAGGACAGCUUUCUGAGCAAGAUGCUUUUGCACAACAAGCUAUUGCUGAAAUAACUACUCGCCAACACGCCACUGCUCAAAGGGCGGCUCAAAAGGCUCCUAAGAAACGACCCGCUGAGUUACAGCUCUUGGUGCAAGAGGACUCUUAUUAUGAACCACCUGCCGGACUAAACGCUGUGGUACAAGCUUUGGAACAAGCUUUUCUUGAGGAAGAGGCCCGUGAGCAAAAGGCUCUUGAGCAAGAGGCUUUCAAAACUUAUGCAGCGGUUGUUGAGGGGAGGGUCAGUCACUAUGGUGCUCAAAUCAAACAAAGUUUUGCUCAAGAGGCUCAAAAUAUGGCAGUAUUUCAAGAGUCUAAUUCUCAACACGCAGGUCAAGAAGCUGGAUCAAGCAUUGAUAAUAGAGAAUCAGGAUCUUCACAGCUCAGAAAAUCUCAUUCCUCUAAUUUGCCUUUAGUCACGGAUCUGGCAAGAUCCGCAGAUUCUAACGAUGAUAUGAUUUCGGGUGGAUUGGGGCCUUUUGGUAGUUGCACGGAGGAUUCUAGAUCAGAUCAGCAAUUGCUCAACUAUGCGUCUCUUCGCGUUCCCGAGAAGAUUGUACUCGAUCCAAAAAUGUCUCGAUGGAACACUAUGUUUCCACCUAAUAAGGAAGGAUCUACAAGUGAAGUGGGAACCCCCGAAAAUUCAGCACCAUACAGCGAUGGAUCUAAUGGACAAAGUAGCGUCUCUGAUAAAAUUGGAAAGGCUACAAAGUCGACACCUGACACUAGCCUUGAGGGCUCGCUGAAAGUAUCUCAACUUGUGCUGGUUUCUAAACAAGAGGCAAAUGAUCACUCAGUCAUCUACACUCCCAACGACGUAGAAGAGGGUGAUCUUUACAGCGCUUCACCCCUCAAAGCGCGAGACCCAGCAGCCCUUUCCCACGAUGUAGAAGAGGAUCAUCCAUACACUGCUUCACGUCUCAAAGCACGACAGGCAGCAUUUAUCGCCCUGGCUAAUGCAUUUACUCUGGACAAGCUAGAAGAGGAUGAUUUAUACAGUGCUUCACCCCGAAGAUUGCCAGAUCCAGCAUUUUCUGCACGGAUCAGCCCAUUCCCGCCUCCAGCAUCCAAAGAGCUCGUAGAAGAUUCCAUUGCAGCAGGUGAAAAAGAUGCAUCGGAAUUGUAUGAUGACGAGGGGUUUUUUGUCGAGGACGUUGUUAAAUAUCUCAAUGGAUUUGUCAUCGAGGGGUCAACCGGAAAUCCUGACGACCGAAGUUCUGACGAUGAGGAAUUCGAUGAGGAAUCUGAUGAGAAGUCCGAUGAUGAAGAAGCCAGGGAUGAAAUGUCAAACGAUGAAGAAUCCGAGGAUGAAGAAACCCAAGUCCUUCCGCAGGCUGGCACUGCCAAGUUUGGCCAGCGCAUUGCCAUUUCAUCCAAACCAGCAACCUCAGGACUAGCUAGUGCUUUCAAGAGACAACGGCUGGAUGAAGCUAGAGGUAUCUUCCAUACGGCACCUCUAGGUCCGGAAGAUCACCCCGAUAUUCUCCUUGACCGAGAAAUUCUUCCAAUUUUGCAGGGAGAUGCGAGGGAGCUUCUCCUCUCGAACAUGUUUAGGGAAAUAGACCACGCGAAAAACCACAUUGCCAAUCAAUGGAUGAACAAUCAAGCACAACAAGGUCCAAACGCACCAAAUGUGGAUUACGUUACGAUUCCUAGGAGAUAUGGAUACGAUGACGAAAAUAUCCAGUUGCCCAGAGCCAUGGCCGAGGAGAUGAAUGAAGCGGAACAAAAAAUAUGGACCAUGGGCAUGGCCUAUGCGGAGCACAAUCGUCUUAAUGAAAUAGAUGACCCAGCGAAGUUUACCUCUGAGAUGCAUAAGGUUCAACCUGCUCUCAUCAACAGGUCGUGGAAACCAGAAGUGAUUGGGAAAUGUGUUGGAAACCUUAAUGUCACACAUUUUGUUCUUUUACCUGGUGAUGAUGAUCCUUUUUCUUUUGAUGAUGGGGUGGCGACAUUCUAAGUCCUUCCCUCGUCUUCAUCCUAGGGUUGUCAUUCCGUGCGCAUAGCCUCCUGCUUGGUUGGUCCUUUUGACGAUUUUGCAAUAUUGUCAAUUUAUAAGUUCUCUACUGCGAACAUGAAUUCACCCCGCUGUCAAUGCUAUGGGCUUACGAUUAUUAGUGCGUUUGGGACACGGGUUACUGGAGUUUGCUUCGGGGAUAAAGUACAUGAUUUAGGAUUAACCGAAGGAAAAUUAGCGAUUUACGGGAUAGCAAGGCAUAGGAAAUGAUUAGGAUAUUGAGCAUAUCAUGGCACGGUUGAGCAUAACAAGGAGUUUUUUCUUUUUAAUUUCUUUGUUUAAUUUUCGUCUUUCUUGUUUUUUCUUCUCGCUGGGGCAUCACAGAUAUGCCAUGCGGUUCCAGAUAUCCACCCAACCCAAGCAUUUACAAAGACAUAAUCUAGGUUCAGGUUCAGGUUUUCAUUUCAGCGCUCAAGAUUAUGAGGUAUGAGUUAUUAUUUAUGGUUUAUGGUUUAUCUAUUACUUUCAUAGCACGCACUUUGUGCAUGUGCAUGUGGAUGUGGAUGGAGUUUUACUUUUUUUCCCCUUUAGUAUUAGGUUUGUUUUGGUGUUAAGAGUGUUGAGAAACCCAC
Molecule: messenger RNA, 5789 nt
Organism: Sclerotinia trifoliorum
Lineage: Eukaryota; Fungi; Ascomycota; Leotiomycetes; Helotiales; Sclerotiniaceae
Source: the annotation of a GenBank genome assembly